Molecule: messenger RNA, 576 nt
Organism: Saccharomyces mikatae IFO 1815
Lineage: Eukaryota; Fungi; Ascomycota; Saccharomycetes; Saccharomycetales; Saccharomycetaceae
Gene: CDC42
Product: Rho family GTPase CDC42
Exons: 1
Coding region: 1-576 (191 amino acids)
Biological process (GO): small GTPase-mediated signal transduction
Molecular function (GO): GTPase activity; GTP binding
Source: RefSeq, a predicted model, not a curated record
AUGCAAACUCUAAAAUGUGUUGUUGUCGGUGAUGGUGCUGUUGGAAAAACAUGCCUAUUAAUCUCCUAUACAACGAAUCAAUUUCCAGCCGACUAUGUUCCAACAGUGUUUGAUAAUUAUGCGGUAACUGUGAUGAUUGGUGAUGAACCAUACACACUAGGUUUGUUUGAUACGGCCGGUCAAGAAGACUAUGAUCGAUUGAGGCCCCUGUCAUACCCUUCCACCGAUGUAUUUUUGGUCUGUUUCAGUGUAAUUUCCCCACCAUCUUUUGAAAACGUUAAAGAAAAAUGGUUCCCUGAAGUACAUCACCAUUGUCCCGGUGUACCAUGCCUGGUUGUGGGCACGCAAAUCGAUUUGAGAGAUGACAAAGUAAUUAUCGAGAAGUUACAAAGACAAAGAUUACGUCCUAUUACAUCAGAACAGGGUUCCAGACUAGCAAGAGAACUGAAAGCAGUAAAAUACGUCGAAUGUUCGGCAUUAACACAACGUGGUCUGAAGAACGUAUUCGAUGAAGCUAUCGUGGCUGCCUUAGAACCUCCUGUUAUCAAGAAAAGUAAAAAAUGUACAAUUUUGUAG